This is a messenger RNA of Panicum hallii, 1224 nucleotides long. RefSeq lists its product as uncharacterized. The record is from RefSeq and is a predicted model, not a curated record. The transcript is spliced from 3 exons. Lineage: Eukaryota; Viridiplantae; Streptophyta; Magnoliopsida; Poales; Poaceae. The coding region runs from base 200 to 817 and encodes 205 amino acids.
UACAUUAGAGUACCAACUAAACCAGGCCUUUUGUCACGCAAGUGGCAAGCACAUCACAUAUAAUCCUACCCUUCCUCCUGGCUGUCAGUACUUGAGAUGAACCACACACUUCUCUUUCCUCUCUCAGCAUCCACGCAGAGCAGCUUCCCUUAUUCGAGCUAGCUCACAAAACACUGCAGCAAUUCAACAAAGCACAACCAUGAGGAAGGAGAUCAUAAUCCGGAUGCAUGCGAAGUCCGACAAGUGCCAGGCCAAGGCCAUGAAAGUGGCGGCGGCUGUCAGCGGGGUGGAGUCCGUGACGCUGGCCGGCGGCGACAAGAGCCUGCUGCUGGUGAUCGGCACCGGCGUGGACUCGAACAAGCUGGUCAGGAAGCUCAAGAAGAAGGUGGGCCAGGCGGAGAUCGUGGAGCUGCGGACGCACGACACGUUCGAGGCGGCGGCGCUCCCGCUCCCGGGGACCAAGCAGGAGGUGGCGGCGAUGCGGUCGCCGUACAACGGCAGCCACCCCCAGUGGCAGUACAACAGCAGCUACGCCGCGGCGCCCGCCAGCCCCUACGCCUACCACUACUACCCGUCGCCGGUGGGCGCCGUCGCGGGGGGGUUCGGCCACGGCUACGGCUACGGCGGCUACGGGGCCAGGGUCAGCAGCUACUCGCUGGCGGCGGCGCAGAGCCACCCGGGCAACUACUCGCCGCUGGUGGAGAGGCACGACUACCAGUCCAUGGACCACAACUCCUCCUCCAGCAGCAAGCGGAGGCAGAGCAUGGCAGCGGUGCCCCGCCGUGGCGGCGGCAGCAACACCUGCACCAUACUCUAGCAUGCUGCAUGCUCUAUCGCGUACGAAGGUGAUGCGGCCAUGAUCGACAGCGUUGCAGAGGAACUCCCAGCUACUUCUUGAAUCUUGAUGUCUGCUUCGCAUGGAAACCAUGUGUUUUACUCCUCCAUGUGUGGAUUUGCUGUCUGUGGUUUUCUUUGGGCUUGGAUUAGGCAUUUAGGCGUGGAAGGCUGUAAAUUCCUGUAGAUGGUUCUGUCGGAUGGAUUAAAGUUGAGUUAGUCGAUCUGUUAAACAUGUACCAUGUAUAAUCUCAAAAAAAAAACAUGAUCUGUUAAACAUGUACCAUGUAUAAUCUCAAAAAAAAAACAUGUACCAUGUAUGCAUUUAGAAGGUAGCUGUAAAGUUUACCUGUAUAUGAACAUGCCACGAAGAUGUUUCUGUUAGUGUUA